Sitodiplosis mosellana (orange wheat blossom midge) is the source of this 1118-nucleotide messenger RNA. RefSeq names its product transcription factor MafK-like. The coding region runs from base 180 to 854 and encodes 224 amino acids. The record is from RefSeq and is a predicted model, not a curated record. Gene Ontology annotation, molecular function: DNA-binding transcription factor activity, RNA polymerase II-specific; RNA polymerase II cis-regulatory region sequence-specific DNA binding. Gene Ontology annotation, biological process: regulation of transcription by RNA polymerase II. The transcript is spliced from 3 exons. Gene Ontology annotation, cellular component: nucleus. NCBI's taxonomy places the organism in Eukaryota, Metazoa, Arthropoda, Insecta, Diptera, Cecidomyiidae.
UCCAGACACAUCACUUUUGCAAAUCGCAUGCAUGGAUGCGAUAUAUUUAUUGUUUUGAACACUGUUUACAUUGUUUUCGGAGUUUUAUGCAUUAUAUUCCAGUUUUCUUUUGUCAAUGGUUGGCCGACGCUUGACUACAUGUUCAUAUUUUGAGCUAUGAUUAUAUUUGAAGGAAUCAAAUGAAAUGCUUGACAUGGCAAAAAUCACUAGAUAGGAAUAUUGAUUCUAUUUCAUUUCUUAAAAUAAAAUUGAACACUUCAACGGCAUAUCCAGCCCUGCAUCGCUUGCAAAGGACAAAUGGUAGGGAACUAUAUAUGUUACCCAUCAAGUCAGACGUUGAACGUGAACAAAAGAUGAAGAUGACUUGCACUUUUGAUGAUGUUUCAAGAAAAACGUCAAAUAUUUCUCGAAUUUUCGGUCGAAAUUUGUGCAGAAGCGAACAUAAAACCAUGACUCUCGAGCAUAAACGCGAAAGAAGAACUUCAAUGGCUCCAUUGUCACCAUGUCCAAUUCCCGAUAUCAGUGACGAUGAAUUGGUAUCGAUUUCGGUGCGCGAUUUGAAUCGUACGCUGAAAAUGCGUGGAUUGAGCCGUUCGGAAAUCGUUCGUAUGAAACAAAGACGUCGCACAUUGAAAAACAGGGGAUACGCAGCCAGUUGCCGUAUCAAGCGCAUCGAACAAAAAGACGAUCUUGAAACGAAAAAAUCAUACGAAUGGCAAGACUUGGAGAUGAUGCAGAAUAGAACGAAGAAUUUACGCGAAGAAACCAUCAGCUGGCAUCUGAAAUACGAGGCAUUGAAAAAGUUUGCCAUCGAAAAUAAAAUUCCAAUUCCACUUGAACUAGAAAAUCCAUAGACGAUUUCAAAGUGGCUCCGAUUUUCAGCAUUUACCUCACACGCUCUUGUUUUUAUUCAAAAGUAGAUUGAGUUAGAUUUCAGUGAUAUAACCCAAUUGGGUACAACAAGCACAUAAGUCUUCUGUGUUUUUCUCUGAUUUUUAUUUGUGCAUGCAAUAUUCACCGGUCCUAUUCGGAUUUGUGUACAAUUUUGCAAACAAAUUUUUUUUUCUUCAUGUAUUUGGUGGUAUAGAAUCUAAAUAAAAAACACGUCUUAUGAUCAG